Messenger RNA from Vicugna pacos (alpaca), 992 nucleotides. RefSeq names its product potassium voltage-gated channel subfamily E regulatory subunit 1 (gene KCNE1). Gene Ontology annotation, cellular component: membrane; voltage-gated potassium channel complex. The record is from RefSeq and is a predicted model, not a curated record. NCBI's taxonomy places the organism in Eukaryota, Metazoa, Chordata, Mammalia, Artiodactyla, Camelidae. Gene Ontology annotation, biological process: potassium ion export across plasma membrane; negative regulation of delayed rectifier potassium channel activity; membrane repolarization during action potential. Gene Ontology annotation, molecular function: potassium channel regulator activity; voltage-gated potassium channel activity involved in ventricular cardiac muscle cell action potential repolarization; delayed rectifier potassium channel activity.
CCGCCCCCCUCACCCCUGCGCACUGGCCCCCGGAGCGCGCCGCCCGGGGCGCGGCUGUCGGCGCCCUGCGCUCGGCCGGCGUGGACUGCGCUGCGCUCCCGGCUCCCUCGGCGCCCCGGCCCCGGUUAUUAGAAGUGGAUUGUUUUGAAAACAAAGCGCACUGUGAGGACAUCAAAGGAGACUCACUCCUGUCAUCUUAAGUCUCUGAAGGUGGAGCUGGUUUUCCUGGGGGAGCUCCCUGUCCAGCACUGAAACCCUGAAGGCCAGGAUGAUCCUGCCCAAUGCCACAGCCGUGACGCCCUUUCUGACCACGCUGUGGCAGGGGACAGUUCAACAGGGCAGCAAUUCAUCCGGCCUGGCCCGCAGGGCCCCCGGCCAUGAUGACAGCAGGCUGGCCGCCCUCUACAUCCUCAUGGUGCUUGGCUUUUUCGGCUUCUUCACGCUGGGCAUCAUGCUGAGUUACAUCCGCUCCAAGAAACUGGAGCACUCCCGAGACCCAUUCAACGUGUACAUCGAGUCUGACGCCUGGCAGGAGAAGGACAAGGCGUACUUCCAGGAGCGGAUUCUGGAGAGCUGCAGGGCGUGCUAUGUCGUUGAAAACCAGCUGGCUGCCGAACGACCCAGUGCAUACCUUCCCGAGAGGAAGCCUUCGUUGUGACCCGCCACAACUGGUUUAAACUAGACCGAGUCUCCCUGAUGAUCUGGUUUUUCUAAUCACACGGUCCUUAUACUCUUUAUCAUAUGGAUGUAAUUGUUUUUUUUUCUAUUGUAAGGGGUGAGGGGUGGAUUAAUAACACUAUAUUUCUAGAAAUUACAUUCGUCCUCUAACCGACUAUCAGCGGUUCUCCGGUGUCUGUGUCUGCCUUGUCAAUUCCAGCAGCAUCCCUAGGCCGUGGCCUCUGAGACUAAGAGCUGUGUCUCCCAGACUCCCUUGCAGCUGGCGAGGUCACGUGAGAAAGUUCUGGCCGGUAGAACUGGAGUGAUGUGCACAG